AGACAAAGUAUUAGAAUGGCAUAAAAUAUGGCCCAGUUCUACUACAAAAGAAGUGUCAAUGCUCCCUACAGAGAUCGUAUCCCUCUUCGUAUUGUACGGGCAGAAUCUGAACUGUCUCCUUCAGAGAAAGCCUAUCUGAACGCCGUGGAGAAAGGAGAUUAUGCCAGUGUAAAGAAAGCUUUGGAGGAAGCAGAAAUUUAUUUCAAGAUCAAUAUUAAUUGCAUUGAUCCCCUGGGAAGAACUGCACUCCUUAUUGCAAUUGAAAAUGAGAACCUUGAGCUCAUUGAGCUGCUCUUAAGUUUUAAUGUAUAUGUGGGAGACGCUCUGUUGCAUGCCAUACGAAAGGAGGUAGUUGGUGCUGUGGAGCUGCUGUUAAACCACAAGAAGCCCAGUGGGGAGAAACAGGUGCCACCAGUGCUUCUGGACAAGCAGUUCUCGGAAUUUACGCCAGAUAUCACACCCAUUAUUCUGGCUGCCCACACCAACAAUUAUGAAAUCAUAAAGCUCCUUGUGCAGAAAGGGGUCUCUGUGCCCAGGCCCCACGAGGUCCGCUGUAACUGUGUCGAAUGUGUCUCAAGUUCAGACGUGGACAGCCUCCGCCACUCUCGAUCUAGACUCAAUAUCUACAAGGCUCUGGCAAGCCCGUCGUUGAUUGCUUUGUCCAGUGAGGAUCCUUUCCUUACCGCUUUUCAACUGAGCUGGGAGCUGCAGGAACUGAGUAAAGUCGAAAAUGAAUUUAAAUCGGAGUACGAGGAACUGUCACGGCAAUGCAAGCAAUUUGCAAAAGAUCUCCUGGAUCAGACACGGAGUUCCAGGGAAUUGGAAAUUAUUCUUAAUUACAGAGAUGAUAAUAGCUUGAUAGAAGAACAAAGUGGUAAUGAUCUUGCAAGAUUGAAACUGGCAAUUAAGUACCGUCAAAAAGAGUUUGUUGCUCAGCCCAACUGCCAGCAGCUGCUCGCAUCCCGCUGGUACGACGAGUUCCCCGGAUGGAGGAGGCGACACUGGGCUGUGAAGAUGCUGACAUGUGUUGUGAUAGGACUCCUUUUCCCGGUCUUCUCUGUGUGCUACCUGAUAGCUCCCAAAAGCCCAUUAGGGCUGUUCAUCAGAAAGCCAUUUAUCAAAUUUAUCUGCCAUACUGCAUCCUACUUGACUUUUCUGUUCCUGCUGUUGCUUGCCUCUCAGCACAUUGACAGGUCAGACUUGAGCAUGCAGGGACCACCACCAACCAUCGUCGAGUGGAUGAUAUUACCGUGGGUCCUGGGUUUUAUCUGGGGUGAAAUUAAACAGAUGUGGGAUGGUGGACUACAGGACUACAUUCAUGACUGGUGGAACCUCAUGGAUUUUGUAAUGAACUCCUUGUACUUGGCAACAAUCUCUUUGAAAAUUGUUGCAUUUUCAAAGUAUAGUGGGUUAGUUCCACGGGAGAGCUGGGACAUGUGGCAUCCAACCCUGGUGGCUGAGGCCCUGUUUGCAAUCGCAAACAUCUUUAGCUCCCUACGCUUGAUCUCAUUAUUCACUGCAAAUUCUCACCUGGGACCUCUGCAGAUAUCUCUAGGAAGAAUGUUGCUCGACAUUUUGAAGUUUCUCUUCAUAUAUUGCCUUGUGCUGCUAGCUUUCGCAAAUGGAUUGAACCAGCUGUACUUCUACUAUGAGACAGACGAACUUGGCAACUGCAAAGGAAUACGAUGUGAAAAGCAGAAUAACGCAUUUUCAACAUUAUUUGAAACACUGCAGUCAUUAUUCUGGUCUAUAUUUGGACUCAUCAAUCUCUAUGUGACCAAUGUGAAAGCAAGGCAUGAAUUUACUGAAUUUGUUGGGGCCACCAUGUUUGGUACCUAUAAUGUAAUCUCUCUGGUUGUUCUACUCAACAUGCUAAUAGCCAUGAUGAAUAAUUCUUACCAACUUAUUGCUGAUCAUGCAGACAUUGAGUGGAAGUUUGCUCGAACAAAACUCUGGAUGAGUUACUUUGAAGAAGGAGGAACUCUGCCUACUCCUUUUAAUGUCAUACCAAGCCCAAAGUCUCUGUGGUAUCUGGUCAAAUGGUUAUGGAGACACCUUUGCAAGAAAAAAAUUAGGAGAAAGCCUGAAAGUUUUGGAACAAUAGGGAGGCGUGCAGCUGACAAUCUGAGAAGACAUCAUCAAUACCAGGAAGUUAUGAGAAAUCUGGUUAAGAGAUACGUUGCAGCAAUGAUCAGAGAUGCCAAAACUGAGGAAGGACUGACAGAAGAAAAUUUUAAGGAGUUAAAACAAGAUAUUUCCAGCUUUCGUUUUGAAGUCCUGGGUUUGUUAAAAGGAAGCAAGCUGUCGAAUUUGCAGACCGAAAAGAUGAACAAAGAUGCUGCCUCUCUGUCAGAAAAUGAAGAAAAUAGUGAGAGUGAAGGAAACAAGAAAGGAAAGAAAAAGACCUUCAGCCUUUUUGACAUAACAACGAUGAUUCACCCAAGAUCAGCCACUAUUGCCUCUGAAGCACAUAAUGUGAGCAACGGCUCAGCAAUGAUGGUGUCAGAGUCCACUAAGGAGAAACAAAAGCGUGUGAAUUUUGUAACAGACAUAAAAAAUUUUGGGUUAUUUCAUAGACGAUCAAAAACAAAUUCUGUGGAGCAGAGUACAAAUAAAAUAUACACUGUUUCUGAAGAAGUGUCCCGUCAACAGGCAGAAGAACAAUGUGAGAAAACUGCUGAACUGGAAGAGGGAGAACUGACCAUGAACUGUGAAUUAAACAUCCAAAGUCCUGAUGAAAAGUGUGUGUUAGCUGAGUCACAAAAUAACAGUGACUCUUCGGAUUCACAAGAAGAGGGAAGUAUUUGUGCUUCAGAAACAGAGAAAAUGGAGUUAGAGAACUCAGAAUCCGCCACACCGCAGGAUCAGCUGGACAAGGAGUUGGACAUUUGCAUUGACUGCGAUGGGAAACAGGAAACAAUUGAUCAGGGUGAUUAUGUGAUAACAAGAUUGUGAUGCUUACAGGAGGAAGCGUUCACAAAUAUAUAUAUUUUGCAUAGUGCUUUUGGGGGGGAAUGUUUUAAGAAUUACAUUAGCAAAUGCAGAAUUACACUUUAUAGUACUCAACUGUGGCACAUGAUCUUGUAACAUAGUAGUCAAGAGAAAGAUAAUACAGGGACCUUCUGUUUUGUAGCCUGCUUUAGCUUUCACGAUUUGUUUUACAUUUUUUAAUAAAUGGAAGCAUCUUGUAUUCUUGUACUGUUGCAAUAACCCACAGAAACUUUUUAGCUAUCUUUUUCAAUUACAACAAAUGCAAUUUCUCUCAUAUGAUAGUUGACUCCUAUGAUAAAUAUUUUUCUAUGCAAAUAAAAAGUAGCUUAAGAGACUUGUAAGCCUUUAUUUAACUUUGUAGUUUCUUAAAAGAUUCUGGGCACCAUAAUAAUCAUAAAUGGCUCUUGUCAGCAUAAUUCAUGUCAAGCUAUUAGAAUAAUUUAUUUAAAUUGCUAGAAACUUGAUUUGUUUCAAAAGCUAUACAGGAUCACAAGAUAAAGUAUAUUCUUUUAUUUAUUGAAGGAAUAUGAAUACCUGUAAAUUAUGAAAGAUCAGUCUAUUUGAUUAUUUAAUUACAGCUUCUCCCUCCCAGCGAGGAUUAUCACUGUCCUGAUGCCAUUGUUAGAAAAGCAUUUGCAGGAUUUGGAGACUGUAAAAAAAUGUUUUUUACAGUAAAAGAAAUAUCUGUGGCUUGCAAAAAAGCU
Molecule: messenger RNA, 3695 nt
Organism: Haliaeetus leucocephalus (bald eagle)
Lineage: Eukaryota; Metazoa; Chordata; Aves; Accipitriformes; Accipitridae
Gene: TRPC4
Product: transient receptor potential cation channel, subfamily C, member 4
Exons: 10
Coding region: 28-2955 (975 amino acids)
Biological process (GO): manganese ion transport; calcium ion transmembrane transport; regulation of cytosolic calcium ion concentration
Cellular component (GO): cation channel complex; membrane
Molecular function (GO): protein binding; inositol 1,4,5 trisphosphate binding; store-operated calcium channel activity
Source: RefSeq, a predicted model, not a curated record